CAUCACAUUGUUUUGUGAAAAAUUAUUCUAAUCCUCACUCUUCUAAAAAAAUGAAUCUCCUCUUACUACUACUAAUAACAUUGUCGACAAUCUUCAUAUCCAUUCUUUUCCGGUUCAAAAAAUCAAGAAAACCCGGUCCGCCGCCGGGGCCGCCGCCACUUCCGGUGAUCGGAAACCUCCACCAAUUAACUAAAGCCACACACCUUCAUCUUCACCUAUGGCGCCUAUCGAAAAAAUACGGUCCCCUCCUGCGCAUGAAGCUCGGCUCGACCCCAAUGAUCGUCGUGUCUUCGGCCAAAUUGGCUGAACAAGUGCUAAAAACUGAGGAGUCAUCCAUUUGUAGUCGGCCUAAGCACGUCGGCCAACAAAAACUAUCCUACAAUGGGAUGGACAUGGCCUUUUCACCCUACAACGAUCAUUGGCGAGAGCUGCGAAAGAUCACAACCGUCCAUCUCCUCAGCGCGAAAAAGAUCGAAUCCUUCCGACCCUUUAGGGAGGACGAAAUGUCACGAAUGGUCGCUAGGGUUUCUGCGGCUGCAUCUUCGGGGCAAGCUGUGAACUUGAAUGCGACUUCCACGACUCUUUUCGGCACGCUUAUUUGUAGAAUUGCUUUCGGGAAGAGGUACGAGGAGGGAGGAUUUGAUAUUCGGAGAUUCGAGCAUCUUCUUCAUGAGGGUCAGGCUGUGAUGACUGCUUUCUUUGUGUCGGAUUAUUUUCCGAUGUUGGGAUGGUUCGAUUAUUUGUGGGGUUCGAUUUCUCGGCUCGAGAGGAUUUGGAAGGAGUUGGAUGAGUUCUAUCAAGAACUCAUCGACGAGCAUUUGGACAGCAAUUGGAAGAAAAUGAAACAUGAGGUGGAUGACAUUCUCGGAAUUUUGAUCGACCUUAAGCAAAGAAAGACUUCUUCGAUGGAUAUUUCCUGGGAUUCCAUCAAAGGGUUUCUUAUGAACAUAUUUUUCGCGGGAUCGGAUACGAGUGCCGCAGCCGUUGUUUGGACGAUGUUGGCCUUAAUGAAGUCGCCAAAUGUAAUGAAGAAACUCCAAGCAGAGAUCCGGGAGUCUAUCAAUGGCCAACAAGAACUAAUAGCCGAAGACGAUUUGCUCAAACUACCUUACCUAAAAGCAGUUGUUAGUGAGAGUUUAAGAUUGUACCCUCCCGAUCCAUUGCUUGUGCCAAGACAAACUACAGAUAAAUGCAUCAUAGAUAGCUACGAAAUCGAACCUAAGACAGUUGUCUAUAUUAAUGCAUGGGCCAUUGCAAGAGAUCCCGAUUACUGGAAGAACCCUGAUGAGUUCUUGCCGGAGAGAUUCUUGAACAAUGGUGCGGAUGUUAGAGGGCGAGAUUAUGGAGUGAUUCCAUUUGGAUCCGGUAGGAGAAUUUGCCCCGGAAUGUCUAUGGGGCUUGUCAAUGUCGAGCAUAUGAUUGCGAAUCUUGUCUACUCGUUCGAUUGGGAGUUUCCUCCGGGAGUUCGAGCAGAAAAUGUCGACGAAGAUAUAUUGCCCGGGCUUACAAUGAAUAAGAAAGAACCACUCGUACUUGUGCCGAAGAAGUUUUAUGUUUAAAACAUCGAAUAUGUACUAUUUUGUUUUUCGCAAAAUAAAUAAAAUGUUGAAUUGAUCUAUUAGUAAUUC
Molecule: messenger RNA, 1628 nt
Organism: Andrographis paniculata
Lineage: Eukaryota; Viridiplantae; Streptophyta; Magnoliopsida; Lamiales; Acanthaceae
Product: 6,7,8-trihydroxycoumarin synthase-like
Exons: 2
Coding region: 51-1559 (502 amino acids)
Molecular function (GO): monooxygenase activity; heme binding; oxidoreductase activity, acting on paired donors, with incorporation or reduction of molecular oxygen
Source: RefSeq, a predicted model, not a curated record